GAAGCACAUCAAGAACAAUGGACCUCAAAGAAUCAAUCAGCCACCAAAGUGACGUUGCCCUCACCCUCACAAAACAUCUAUUUUCAAAAGAAGUAUAUCAGCACGAGAACCUCGUCUUUUCUCCCUUGUCCCUCCAUGUUGUUCUUAUCAUCAUGACCGCUGGUUCAGAAGGCUCCACACUUGAUGAGCUUCUUUCCUUCCUUCGAUUCGACUCCACCGACCGUCUCAACUCCUUCACCUCCCAACUUGUAUCUGAUGUGCUCUAUGUUAACGAUGCUGCUCCUCCUUCACCUCGCCUUUCUUUUGCCAGUCGUAUGUGGGCUGACAAAACGUUGUUUCUUUCCCCUUCCUUCAUACAACUUAUGGCUACUCAUUACAAGACCUCUUUGGCAUCACUUGAUUUUAAGAAACAGGUAUUAUUGCCUUUUCAUGAACUAAUUAACCUUCUAUUUUCUUUUAUUUAAAUUCGAUAUAUAUUUUUUGUUUAAAUGUUUAUGUGCUUAAUUUUAAAGGGCAAAAAAGUGUGCCCUGUAGUGAAUUCUUGGGUCGAAAAAGAGACGGAUGGUCUUAUUACAGAACUUCUUGAUCCUGAAUCUGUAUCCAAUAGCUCGUCCAGACUUAUCAUUGCUAAUGCACUAUGCUUCAAAGGUGUGUGGAAACACAAGUUUGAUGCUUCAAUGACGUAUAAUCGUGUUUUUUAUCUUCUUAAUGGCACCUCAAUCAGGGUUCCCUUCAUGAGCAACAUGAAGGCGGAGCAAUUUGUUAGUGUUUUUGAUGAUUUGAAAGUCCUUCGUCUUUCUUAUAAACAAGGUAGAGAUAAAAAGCGUCAAUUCUCCAUGUAUAUUUUUCUUCCUGAAGCUGAAGAUGGUCUUCCAGCUUUAAUUGAAAAGGCAGCUUCAGAACCUGGGUUUCUAGAAGACAAACUUCCUAAGCGAAAAGUGAAAGUGCGUGUCUUCAUGAUUCCAAAAUUCAAGAUUUCUUUUAUGCUUGAAGCUUCUAAUGUGCUGAAAGAGUUGGGAGUGGUUUUGCCUUUCUCUAGAUGUGAUGCAAAUUUUACAAAUAUGGUAGACUCUCCCUCGGAUGAAUUAUACAUUGAUAACAUGUUUCAUAAAGCUUUCAUUGAGGUAAAUGAAGAGGGAACUGAAGCUGCAGCGGCUAGUUCUGGGAGAUUGGUACGUAUGUGUGAUUCAGAUUCAGUUUCAACUGGCCCAGACUUUGUAGCUGACCACCCUUUUCUCUUCUUAAUCAAAGAAGAUCUGAGCGGUACAAUCCUCUUUAUUGGACGGGUGCUCCAUCCAGAUGAAGUAGACACACUAGAAGAUGAAGACGAAAACGACACACUAGAUGAAGACGAAGACGACACAGUAGAGGAUGAGGAUGACGACAAUAUUUAUUAGCAUUAUCAAUAUGAUUAUUGUAUUUUGUGAUAUUGUCGUUCCUCUUUAUUAGUAUGCUAUGAGCUUUUGACAUUUUAUUGUCAUAUCUUAAACAUGUUAAAUGAAACAUUGGUAUGUUAGGUACUGGUUGCACCAGAU
This is a messenger RNA of Lotus japonicus, 1535 nucleotides long. Its product is annotated as serpin-ZXA-like. The record is from RefSeq and is a predicted model, not a curated record. The coding region runs from base 489 to 1397 and encodes 302 amino acids. Lineage: Eukaryota; Viridiplantae; Streptophyta; Magnoliopsida; Fabales; Fabaceae. The transcript has a single exon. Gene Ontology annotation, molecular function: serine-type endopeptidase inhibitor activity.